Messenger RNA from Puntigrus tetrazona (Sumatra barb), 5901 nucleotides. It is a transcript of the gene ccser2a, whose product is annotated as coiled-coil serine-rich protein 2a. NCBI's taxonomy places the organism in Eukaryota, Metazoa, Chordata, Actinopteri, Cypriniformes, Cyprinidae. The record is from RefSeq and is a predicted model, not a curated record. Gene Ontology annotation, biological process: microtubule bundle formation. Gene Ontology annotation, molecular function: microtubule binding. Gene Ontology annotation, cellular component: microtubule cytoskeleton.
UCUGCUUUUUGCUGAUGGAACAGAAGGUCCUCAGUAAAUCCUCCAUGGUUUCCAGACUGCCUAAAUUUGGUGCCCGUCCUGUCAAUGGUACCCCGUCAUCCCUUCCCAAUGGUACAACCCAGACUGCACUCACUCAAGAGGGCAAGAAUCCCCCAGCUAGGCCAAAUGGAGUGGUCAGAACCUCUUCCUUCAACUUGAAAUGGAGAAAGGAUAGUGGUGGACUGGUGGACCCUUCAAACCCAGUUGAAGGCACGGUUCCAGAUGAGAAGAAAGAAGUUCGUUCUCAGCAUUUUCCAGGAAGUAGGGAGUUAAAAAGCCCUUCUACUCCUGCAACCAAAGUGCGCAGGUCUGCCUCCUCAUUGACCACUGGAAGCCCCAAACCUGCACCCAAAUCCCCUAAAUCUGUCAGUCCUAAACCAAAGUCCAAAAAUACUCAAAUCACCACAGCCUCCAAAAGUCAGGACAUAUCCCAAAAAAGCCCAGGCUCCAAGCCAACUCAAAAUGGGACUUCAUCUCUGGGAUCUUCACCGAGCCAAGCAAGCUCUUCAGGGCUUCAGCGUCCAAGAGCGAACUCUAGCUCUACUCGAAGCACCUCCAGAGACAGUUUAUCCCAGUCCAACGACAGCCUCUCACGGCAGUCGCUUGUGCCUGACUACAUGGUUCGUUCUCAGAGCUUCACUCACUUCAAGCAACUGCCUUCACCAACGUCCGCACCCAUGACACGCUCCUUUUCUUUUAACAAGGCAGUGGAGCUAGCCAAACCACUUGCUAAUACACAGCUUCGUCCUCCGAGAACAGUUGGACUCAAAUCUCCUUUGAGCAUGAGCAAAGGCCGUCUAGUGCUUGGAUUGGGGGGGCUGGGAUUUGGAAAGGGGAUAACGGAUAGACCGCCUGCUGGGACACCUUCUUCAGAGGGUUUUACACCUCCUAAUUCCAUAAAAAGGCCUCUUCUGCCUAACUCUAUGCUGACAAAACCCUCAUUACAGGCCUAUAGGCUAAACCGAUCAAUUCCUGCCAAACCACAGUGCCCUCUAGUGGUAGGGAGGAGCCCAGUGGAGAGCGACGUUAUAACUCCACCUCUUACUCCCGAAUUGCUCCAUUGUACCCCGAAGAAUGUAAGUGCCUGACUGUAUCAUUUCUCCGAUUCCCCAGAGGAGCCUGUGGCAGAGCCAGGGCUGGAUGGGAACCUCCGCUACACCGGGGAGGGAAUGGAGGACAUGUCUCUCUUUGCAUCUUCUCUCGAGAGGAAUGACACCAGUGAGGAGUUUCUAGAUGACUUUGAUCAUCUUGGGGAUCAGUCACAGAAUGGCAUCCAGCAAAACAAAUAUCCUCUGGCCACACCCACCCAAACACCUUUGCAGGGCCUCUUAAAUGAGACCAUGGACUGGACUGGGAUUGGUCUGGCAGGUGGCAAGGCAGAUUUAAUGGGUGGUCAGGUCCGUGGGCCAUCGCUCAUGUCCCCUGAUGUGGAACGUCACGCAACCUCCUCUCUGGAGCUCUCCCCCUCGAACAGCUCUGGAGGAACAUACAUGUGGGAUGAGGAAGGCAUGGAGCCCCUUGGACACAACACACACAUACACCGUUGCAGCAGUUAUGAGUCAGACCUCAAUAGCAUCGACAUUCUGAACAACUUGGAUAACACUGGCUCGUGUGAUCUGGAAGAUGAUGACCUCAUGCUUGACGUGGAUCUGCCAGAGGACGGGUCCAUGCUCCAUGAUGGCAUGGCCCACUUUGAGCGCUCUGACAGGGGGGGGCGGCCGGCUCAAUGGAGGAGGAGACAGCAGAGAUGGAGUGGAACGGAUCAUGCUCAUAAUGACAACAGGCUGGUCGGGUUUCAUUACGAUCCCUGUCGUACAGGCCACCGGCCGCUUCUUCCUGCAGUUCAGCACGACAGUCACACGGUGGCGCUAGAUGAACUCACUCUCAAGCACAUGGCGGAAGACUGCUCGUCUGUCAGAUCACAGCUGCUCAAACUCAAGAGUCUGCUGCAGAUGGAUGAUGGCGAGAUUACUCCAGAGAGUUUGGAAUCCAGCGAAGAUGACAGCAGAGCCCAGCAGAUGGAGGAGCUGAUGAAGGAGGUGGCGCAUCUCAGGGAAGAGCUCAAAAAUAAAGAUAAAAUCAUCACACGGCUCACUCAUCAACAGCAUCAACAAUCUCCGGUGAGAUGUCAGUGUCAUCAGCCGAAGUCCGGGGUCAGGGGUGAGAGAAGAACUCAUCAUGAUAAAUCCACUCAGACGGUGUGGCGACCGCCCCAUCAUCACCCCGCCCCUCAAAUACUUCAGCCCAUCAGUCACAUCCCCUACGAGCCCCUCAUCCAGGGAAAACUAGCAAAAACAGUCCCCACCGGGGGCCACAAUGAUGCCUGCACCGAAGAGGAACGACCUCCUACGUUCUGUCCUCCAGCCCCCUGCACCGAUCCAAUUCUUCCUCCUGCUAAAGACCCUCACAUGGUGUCGAAAUCUUUGCCUGACCCAGAAGAGCUGAGCCGGUUGCUUAGCACCCACCUUCGCAUACAAGACAACAAUGAGAAUGACUCACCAGGGGCUGGAGAACAGAUUGCGAGACCGACCCCUGAAGGCCAUCAACGUAAACUCCUGCAAACCCCUCACCCCUCAUCCUUCUUCAGCCCGCGUGUCCUGCAGCCUCCCCGUCUACACAAACGAGUAACUCUCCCUGCUCUGUCUAUAAGUGGGGGUAGUGGGACAAACCUAAAACCAGGACCCCCAAUGAACCACAAGGCCCAGCAGCUUCUCUCUCCACCUCCUUCCAGAGGUUUGCCAUGCUUCAGUGCAGGGAACCACGUCGUUACACGCGGCCGGCUGUCCCAGCCUUGGCCGGCGGUAGUCAGGGGUGAGGCUGACCAACAACGCAAUGCUUCGGCACCGCUCGACGUCUCCACACGACUUGCAAAGCCAAAGAUCCACUGAGCGUCAGCUGCAGCCAUAGACACUGAUAAGGCUACCUCCCUGAACGCAUGAUCACACAUGCGGCUUGCACUAGAUGGUGGUGUUAGUGGCUAGACAACGUUUUAAGCUAAACGAAGCAACUAAGCUAUCGCAUCUAACUAUGCAACAAAAAGUAGUCACAAUCAGCGCAUCUUUCGCACAAAACUAUCACUUAUGAAACUAAAUGUCAUAAUUCCUUAACCUUUACCAUUCACAAUUACGUCAUCCAUACAAGUAGGCCAACCGAAGGAAAGACUGAAAUUCAGUCUGAUAGAGAAGGGAAAAGCAGAGAAAACAAUCAAUGAAAAGCACUAGAGAAGUCUUUUUACUGAAGCUCAACAAACGUCAAAGACGUGAGUGCUGUGCCAUAGACUGCCUGUGGAGAUUAUUCAAGACCCUCAGUUUCCCCAUGUGGUGUGCCCUCAGGACGCCAACUCAUUUAGUGGCUGAAUCUGACAUUUGCAUCACCAACCUCCUGAGGUUUAACUGCGCAAACGCAUAUUAUCGUCUACGCAGCCUCACAGAUCUUGUCUUAAAGAGAGACAGUCAUGUGACCCAAGUCUCCUCUCCAGUUUCCACAGGAAAACUUCUCAGUCUGCUGUGAUUUGAUCUGUUUGUGUAUUACGUUAUGCCUCAUUUCACAUCCUUGUCUGAAAUCACCACAUAAGCAGUGCAAGCUACAAAAUCUUUGUUUUUCGGUGUUCUCACUCCUUGUUUCUCGGUGCAACAAAAUCUCUUUGACCUGUAGACACACUGUUUUGGCAGGAGGGCGCACACGCCGCUGCCUGUGCUUCCUUUAUUUUCACCUUGGCUUCAGUCAUGAUCAGCAGAUUUUCAUUUUAAUUAGGCUUAUGCCUCAUGUAUUAACAAGGUUCUUUUUCUUGAUUAUGGAUUAUGGCAUGCUCAAAGCAUAAACUUGCUUUUUCACCCCCCAUUAGUUUCAUGCAAAAUUGUUAUAAUGCUUUUUAAUUAUUUAUACGUUAUAAAGAUGUUUACAGUUAAAAUGCCUUUAUUAAGCUGUUCAGUCUGUUGCAGCGCUGCAGGAAAAAAACAUUUUUGCCUUGUCUUUGGAGGAGGAAUACUCUUGCAGUGAAACACUUGAGCAAGUUCUUAAUUUUUGUUCUUGAUGUUGCGCUAACUUAUUUUUUUGGCUCUGCAAGCGUUUGUCCUUUGCCAUAAGGUUAGAUUGAUUUAAUGAAGUCGAUUUUGUCCACAGUAGGUGUUUUCUAAGAUGUUUUUUUUGUUUGUUUUCCUUAUGGAAGGUCAGAUUACAUAAACGUGUCUCAGAAGGUAAAAAGGUUGUCAAUAAUUUGAGUUGUUGUGCUUUUGGCAUGCCUUGAUACAUAAUGCACACUGUAAAACACAAAUAUACGACAAGAUCCACUGCAUGGACGCACAUGGACCUAUCCGUACUAUGAUUUUAAAUAUGCAAGAAACCAUCUCUGUGUGUUUAUGUGCAAUAUAUUUAACAGAGUGUAUAUACGUAUCAGUAUAUAUACCCUUAACCUUAAAUGUAGAUGUUUAUUCGAAAGCAUUGGGUAUUACAGCAUGCUCUCACAUGGGCCGCAUACUUCAGCAGAGAUGGGCAGCCAUGUCUAAAACCAACUAAAGUAAAUCAAUAGAAGAAGGAUAUUUGUGUGUGUGUGUGUGUUUAUCUCUCACCAACUCUGUGGUUAUACUAAGCAGAAAAUCAAUGGAGGGCUUGUUUUGUAAUGCUCUGGAGGCACUUUGUUUGUAUUUCUCUCUCUCUUUCGGUCUCUCUUUUUGUCACUGUACGUGUGCAGGAGGAGAGGUCCCGCGUAAUACACCGUCUUCUCACUAAUGCAAAGUCACAGAAGUACAUUGAUUCCGUCUGCUGUGGUCAGAGGUGAAUCGCUCAUGUCAAUGAGGUGUCUGUUUACAGAUAGGAGCAUAUUCUCUUUCAUUUGCCUCCCAACAAAUGAGGUGAGACACAAAAUAUUGUGUAUAAUUAAAAGGAUGGCUUGCUUAUAAAUCCUUUUGUGUUUCCUAAGUAUAACUACUUUCUUCUGUGGAAAACAAUGGAAGGAAGCAAAAUGCCCUUGUAAUGAAAGUCAAUAGAAAAAGUUAAAAUGACACAACAAACAGUCCCUGCUUGUGUUUUUGACCACUGUUAAUAACCGUUAACAUUAAAAAAAAAAAAAUAUAUAUAUAUAUCUUUGUAUUCCACUGAGAACCAAGAGUUGCAGGUUUGGAAUGACAUUUUCAUUUCUGAAUAAACAGCGAUGCAAAAACUGCUUUGUUUCAGGAAUAUCUGCAAACUCAAAGAUACCAUUUCCAUUAAUAAAUCACCAUUGAGAAGCAGUAGUGUGGAAAAACAGAACAAAAAAAAACUCAAAACACGAUCAAAACCUAUUAACUGCACUAUAAUAGCGCUAGGCAUUAGAUUUCCAAAUUGCUAAAAUAAAUGCACUUGUACAAAGACCUUGUGCUGUUGUGUAAAAUACAUUUAUGACUUGCUGCCCAUGUGUGUAUGCCUUCCUCUGGGUUCUUUUCACCUGGUCGAUUGUUUGAUAGCAUGAAGAUGUCUGGAACAAUAAACACUUUCCAUGAGCUCCUUUUUCAAGAAAAAAAUCCCUAUUUUUCCUUCCAUAAAGUUCAUGUCUUGCUGUGUUUUUCACCUGUUGUGACCCGAGAGUAUGCACCAUUGUCAGAAUGCUACCAUUGCUCUAGUAUAUCUUCAUGAAACAACAGCUGCCAACCUGUUUGUAUGGGCAGAAGAGAUGUUUACUAACAGAAAUGAAUUCAAGCACUUUAAAUGACCCGUUUCAACCUCCACACUGGAGAGACUGUGGUCUUUUUGACCUGAUCUGUUUGAUUUUCUGUCAUUUUAUUGUGUGCAACUACUUUUAUUUGGCUGUUUGUGUCUUGAUGUUCUGUCCCUGUGUGCCCUGGUCCAGUGGAAGGUGUGAGACUUUAAUAAAGUGAAGGAAUAAAA